AUGGCAUCCAUGACAAUGGCUUCCUCGUUCCUUGGUGGCUCCGCCGCUAUCGCAGUCACCAAGCAACCCUCUACCACCGGUCGCCGGGGAUUGGUGGUGAUGGCCAAGGCCUCAAAGGUAGCCGGAGUUGAGAACACUGUGGUGGAUGAGAAGAAAGAAGGGAGCAGCAUCAAUGGAAGGAGGGACAUGAUGUUUGCAGUUGCAGCAGCAGCUGCAUUCUCCAUGGCUAAAGUUGCAUUGGCCGAUGAUGAAGAGCCGAAGCGUGGAACUGCAGCUGCUAAGAAGAAAUAUGCACAGGUCUGUGUGACGAUGCCCACUGCACGCAUUUGUCGUAACUAG
Messenger RNA from Lactuca virosa, 339 nucleotides. Lineage: Eukaryota; Viridiplantae; Streptophyta; Magnoliopsida; Asterales; Asteraceae. The record is from the annotation of a GenBank genome assembly.